Molecule: messenger RNA, 1221 nt
Organism: Camelina sativa (false flax)
Lineage: Eukaryota; Viridiplantae; Streptophyta; Magnoliopsida; Brassicales; Brassicaceae
Source: RefSeq, a predicted model, not a curated record
CAAAAACCGUAUGCCUCUCUUUAACUCUUUUGCUUCUCUAUAAAUCCGCAAGAUUCCAAAUUCUGAAUUCUUCACUCUGUGGUGAGCAAAGCCCAGAUUUUUUUUUAAACUUGUUCAAUCCAAUUUCUGAAGCUCAAAAUUCCAAAGAGUAAAAGUUCCUUUUUUUUUUCCCAUCAAUGUCGAUCCGUUUCGGCUCAACCCUCGUUGCUGCUUCAGUCAAUUUCAAAAAUUCGACGAAUUUAAGCAGUAAUCGAUCUCGAAACUGCAGAUUCUCUGUCCGAAGUUGCGUGUCUGAAUCCCAACAUGCUCACAAGCUAGUUUUGGAAGUUAAAGAACGGCUUGCCAAAGAUUGUACUAGUCUUCCAAUUGGUAAAAACGGAAGAGAUGAUGAGGAGAUGAUUCUCUGGUUUCUGAAAGAUCGGAGAUUUUCUGUUGAUGAAGCCAUUGGAAAGCUAACUAAAGCUAUCAAAUGGCGUCACGAGUUUAAGGUAGAUGAGCUAUCUGAAGAUUCUAUCAAAGCAGCUACUGACACAGGAAAAGCAUAUGUGCAUGGUUUUCUAGAUGUUAAAGGUCGACCUGUGGUAAUUGUAGCUCCUGCAAAGCACGUCCCCGGGCUGCUUGAUCCAAUAGAAGAUGAAAAGCUUUGUGUGUACUUACUUGAAAAGGCUUUGAGUAAGUUACCAGCAGGACAAGACAAGAUACUUGGGAUAUUUGAUCUCCGUGGAUUCGGAUCUCAGAACGCGGAUCUUAAGUUCUUAACUUUCCUGUUUGACGUAUUUUACUAUUACUAUCCAAGCCGAUUGGAUGAAGUCCUUUUCGUAGAUGCUCCAUUCAUAUUCCAGCCAAUUUGGCAAUUCACCAAACCGUUGGUGAAGCAAUACGCUUCUCUGGUCAAGUUUUGCUCCGCAGAGACUGUGAGAAAGGAGUAUUUCACUGAAGAAACAUUACCAUCAAACUUCGGGAGCUAAAGUGGUUAUAAGAGACCUUCAAUUAUAAGAGACCUUCAAACACUAGUUGUUUCUUCUUUGGUCGUGUCUCUAGAUAUGUCGAUAUAAAUGUGUUUAGAUUAUUGAUUCUAAGUUGAAUUAAAGGGAACCUUGAUAGUAAAAUAACUCAGUUGUAAAACCUCAAAAAAAGGUAACAGUAUACAUAGAGACAACAGCAUAAACAUGAAAAGCCUCCUAAAAUUAAGAAUGAAAAAGGGUAAACAAAACACAGAGA